AUGGCUGCAAAAGCAGAGUUGUACGAAUUUUAUCAGAGGUUUGGCCAUCACCCCGAUCGUGACACCUUUGAUUUUGCUUCACCCAAUAGCAUCGUGUCCCACAGGUCAUCCGUGGAGAUGGCCGUUGUUCGCAUGGAUUAUGCGGGUCUCAUGAAGGCCGUCAGAUUUGCCCAGGGGAUGGACAUGGACAAAGACUCCCACAAAACCCUUCUGGUGUAG
Messenger RNA from Sparassis crispa, 219 nucleotides. RefSeq lists its product as hypothetical. The transcript has a single exon. The record is from RefSeq and is a predicted model, not a curated record. Lineage: Eukaryota; Fungi; Basidiomycota; Agaricomycetes; Polyporales; Sparassidaceae. Bases 1 to 219 code for a protein of 72 amino acids.